UCACCUAACGAAGAAGACGAACAACAAAAAAUAGAUCUCUCUCUCUGUUUCUCUUCCUCGCAAAGUCUCCAUCUUUUUUCUUCAUUCCUCAAAGUACCUAACUUCGAUUUUCAAUUUACUCCUUGAUUUGUACCAAUGUCAUGAUUUUUCCCGAGAAAAAACCUCCGGGAAAAUAGCACAAUCCUCCUCGAGCUCCCAUAGAAGAAUCGAUUCACAAUGUCGGCGUUUUUCUUCAAGAGCACUCUCUUCUUGAUCCCGAUUCUGACGCUGCUACUCACCUCCCCGAGCAGCUCCAAAGCUCGAAUCUUCACCUUCGAGAUGCACCACCGUUUCUCCGACGAAGUCAAGCGCUGGUCCGACUUAACCGGACGAUUCGGUAGUACUUUCCCCCCUAAAGGAACCUUCGAGUACUUCAACGCCCUCGUCCUCCGCGAUCGCCUCAUCCGCGGCCGCCGCCGCCUCUCCGAUUCCGAAUCGGAGUCGUCCGCUCUCACUUUCUCCGACGGCAACUCCACUUCUCGCAUCAGCUCCCUCGGAUUUUUGCACUACACGACGGUGAAAUUGGGAACUCCGGGGAUGAGAUUCAUGGUGGCGCUCGACACAGGGAGCGACCUCUUCUGGGUCCCUUGUGAUUGCGGCAAAUGCGCACCUACCGAAGGACCUGCUUACUCUUCUGAGUUUGAGCUGAGCAUUUACAACCCCAAACUCUCGAAAACAAACAAGAAAGUCACCUGCAACAACAGUCUAUGCGCGCAGCGUAACCAGUGCCUUGGAACGUUCAGCACUUGCCCUUACAUGGUGUCUUACGUCUCUGCUCAGACUUCGACCUCUGGUGUUCUCAUGGAAGAUGUUAUGCACUUGACUACGGAGGAUAAGAGCCCUGAGCGCGUUGAGGCGUACGUCACGUUCGGAUGUGGACAGGUUCAGAGCGGUUCUUUUCUUGACAUUGCGGCGCCGAAUGGUUUGUUUGGUCUUGGUAUGGAGAAGAUAUCGGUUCCGAGUGUGUUGGCGAGGGAAGGUCUGGUUGCUGAUUCGUUCUCAAUGUGUUUUGGACAUGAUGGAGUUGGGAGGAUCAGUUUUGGGGAUAAAGGUAGUUCUGAUCAGGAAGAGACACCUUUUAAUCUCAACCCUUCUCAUCCAAACUAUAACAUCACGGUGACGAGAGUGCGUGUAGGGACAACUCUAAUAGAUGAUGAGUUUACAGCUCUGUUUGACACUGGCACAUCGUUUACUUAUUUGGUUGAUCCCAUGUAUACAUCAGUCUCUGAGAGUUUUCAUUCUCAGGCACAAGAUAAGCGCCAUUCACCGGAUCCGAGGAUUCCCUUCAACUAUUGCUAUGACAUGAGUUCUGAAGCGAAUGCGAGUUUGAUACCGAGUUUAAGCCUUACAAUGAAAGGAAACAGCCACUUCACCAUCAAUGAUCCUAUAAUCGUCAUCUCUACGGAGGGUGAGCUUGUCUAUUGUUUAGCCAUCGUCAAAAGCUCUGAACUCAACAUAAUCGGACAGAACUACAUGACUGGAUAUCGUGUAGUAUUCGACAGAGAGAAGCUCGUCUUAGCUUGGAAAAAGUUUGACUGCUAUGAUAUUGAAGAGACAAAGACAACUCUUACCGGAGCAAACAAAACGGAGGCGGUGGCUCCGGCAAUGGCAGCCGGGAUAAGGACUCAUAAUAACAACUCCUCAGAGGAGCUACACAGAACAAACCAAACCAACUCCAAAAGUAGCUCUUCUUCCUCCAACCAAAGAUUUAAAACAGUAACGCUAUGGUCUUUCUUCAGAUUUUUGUUCAUAUUAUUUCCACUUUUAUAGAGUUUGUAGUAGUAAUCUUCUUAAAAGUCACACUCCAAAACACACAUUUUGUUUGUAUCAUAAUGAGAUUAUAGAGAUCAGCCUCUUCAGGAAAAUAUAUGUUCUUCCACUCCUACUACU
Molecule: messenger RNA, 1929 nt
Organism: Brassica rapa (field mustard)
Lineage: Eukaryota; Viridiplantae; Streptophyta; Magnoliopsida; Brassicales; Brassicaceae
Product: aspartyl protease family protein 1
Biological process (GO): proteolysis
Molecular function (GO): aspartic-type endopeptidase activity
Source: RefSeq, a predicted model, not a curated record